AUAAGCGCGUCCAUGUCGAGCAGCUGGGAGCAGGAGGCUGUGUGGAAGUAGAACCUCCCUCCUCGUCCGCAUCUCAUUAAGCGAGUCCCGCUGUAGGUGAAGCUGCCUCGCGCUGCCAUUCUGAAGCAGGUGUCCAACAUGGCGAACGCUCGCAGCGGCUCUCUGGCGACUAUUCUCUUUCUCUUCGCGUUUCCAGCGGCUCUUCACAAAGGAGCUGCACAGGAACCAGUGGUGAGUCAGAACCUGGUGACGGACGACGUGGCUGUGGUGGAGGGAGAGACGGCGAUCAUCAGCUGUCGGGUGAAGAACAACGAUGACUCCGUUAUCCAGCUGCUCAACCCCAACAGACAGACCAUUUACUUCAGAGACAUGAGACCUCUGAAAGACGCGCGCUUUCAGCUGGUGAACUUCUCAGACAACGAGCUGCGGGUGUCGCUGUCUAACGUCUCGCUGUCAGACGAGGGUCGAUAUGUUUGCCAGCUCUACACAGACCCCCCGCAGGAAGCCUACGCCGACAUCACAGUGCUAAUUCCUCCCGGUAACCCCGUCAUUGAGGCCAAGGAUGAGGUGCUGAGCGAGGGCAACGAGACGGAGAUGACCUGCACCGCCAUGAGCAGCAAGCCUGCAGCCUCCAUCAGAUGGAUGAAGGGAGAUAAGGAGCUGAAAGGCAAACCCAAAGUGGAGCUGAGCUACGAUAAGAUGUACACCGUGACGAGCCGGGUGACGUUCGCCGUCAGUAAGGAGGACGACGGCGUCCCGGUCAUCUGCAUCGUGGACCAUCCCGCGGUCAAGGACUUCCUGGCGCGCAAAUUCCUGGAGGUGCAAUACAAACCAGAGGUGAAGAUCGUGGUGGAAUUUCCUCAGGGUUUGACAAGAGAAGGAGAAAACCUGGAGCUGACGUGUCAAGCCAAAGGCAAACCCCAGCCGCAGCGGGUCAACUGGCUGAAGGUGGAUGACGACGUCCCGUCCCACGCGGUCAUCACCGGCGGCGAUCUCUACAUCGAGAACCUGAACAAGUCGUACAACGGGACGUACCGGUGUGUGGCUUCCAACCAGCUGGGCGAGUCCUUCGACGACUACGUCCUCUAUGUCUACGAUGCUCCCACCACCACCCCUAAACCCACCACAGCCACCAUCACUACCACCUCCACCAUCACCACCUCCACCCCGAACCCUGCAGCCAGUCAAGACACUGUGCCCAGCGCUGAACCUGCAGCUCAUGACUCUCGAGCUGGAGAAGGAGCACCAAGGACGGUGGACCACGCCGUCAUCGGAGGAGUGGUGGCCGUGGUCGUCUUCGCCAUGCUCUGCCUGCUCAUCGUCUUGGGACGCUACUUUGCAAGACACAAAGGUACCUACUUCACGCACGAAGCCAAAGGUGCAGACGACGCGGCGGACGCAGACACAGCCAUCAUCAAUGCAGAGGGCGGCCACACCAACUCGGACGAAAAGAAGGAGUAUUACAUCUAACCCGAACUGGGGGGAACCCCGCCCUCGCUCGGGUGUCGUCGCCGGCACGCCGAGCCGCUUUCCCGGGGAUGGGGCUGGGGGGGGGUUUUGACGGAUUCGGAUCGCUUUUUGGUGAAAGGGAAGGAGGAGGGAUUUUGAAGGAAAAGCCUGGUUUUACGCCGUCGUUUAGUCUAGUCUGCAGAUGUAGAUGGAAUGUUAUUUGUGUUUAAGAUAAAAAAGACAAAAUAUUAAAAAAAGAUAAAAGCGAGUCGGGGGGUGGGAAUGGGGUGGGAGUGGGUGGGGGCGCCAGAUGUUGCCAGAAAUCACUGUAGAGAGCUUCACCAUUUAACACCUCCCUAACUGCUGGUACGAAGUUUUAUCUUUUAGUUCCACCAUUUGCAGAAAAUUCUGUGCCUUGUUCUGAAUUUUUUUGUUCUCUCCACACUCUACACCCGUGCUGAUCGUCAUUUGCAUAACCUCGUUGCUCUUUUUUCCCCGUUUUCAUCUUUUCUCCACCCCCCCCAACACUUAUUAUCAGCGUGCUGUCGGCUUUUGUAUGAGGGUAAAAUUACACAGCCACUUUAUUCAUUUCUCUAAAUGUGUCUGCACACGCGCGCUCUACUCCUCUCCUGCAUAACAAACACUCUUUCAAGUAUACUGUGAUUUGUCUCAAGCCAUUUCCUCUCUCUUUUUCCUCUGAGGUUCUGAAGACGUGAUGCAUGGAGUGCUUUGUGUGUCACUGUACGGACAGCCUAAACCAGACGCGGGUUUGUUUCUAUUAAACUCCCCCACCAACAACACCUUAAAGUACAGGCAGAAGCAAGCAUGCAAAGGUUUAUGGGUCAUUUUGCCUCUUCUCCUAAUUUCUGUCACAUCUGGAAACAAACAAAUUCAUACAUUUGUACGUAAACUAAUUGAAUCUCAUGCAAACUUUAAUUUAUUUGUAUAUAACUGUGUAUUAAACCGUCAUUUAUUUAUUUUUAUCCUACAAUUGAUUCUGACCCUUAAUUAAAUCAAAAUAACAUUAAGUGAGACUGUAGAUCUUAACCACAGACUUACUGUGUUUUCCCACCUGAUGGUCUGGUCGACUCGGUUCGAUUGGGAAUAAAAGUUGCAACAUUUGUUACACUUUCAAAUUGGCUUUGAGUCAAACCAACCAAACCUUUUGAGCACCUUGUUCUCCUCCUUACCUGCGGGGGCGCUGCACCAAGAACCACAUGAAAACGACACUGUGCGUGAAUUCUUCUUCAUCAGAUAGUAUAAAAAUGGAGUGUCGUCGGAUUUUAGCGGUCGGAGGAUUUGUGUAGUUUAUCUUUGGGUAAAAACCACGAGCCAUUUCUUUCGCUUAGGCUAACAUGUUUGUUUUGGUUGUAUUUACCCAGAAUGCCCUGCGCUGUAGUCCGCUUCCUACUUCUGGAGCGGUCUCUGGUCCGCUUAGUGUUCACAUUUAGAACCAAACCAGAGUUCACUUUUCUGACAAAAUGGUGACGGGGCAAAAUGACCAGAACGUUUGCAAAAAUAAACACCGACAGAUUUUGACCGAUCUUGACUUGCUUUCUGAACUGCAUCCCUAAUUUUCUUCCAUGUUGCUUAAUUAAAACUUCCUCCUUUUUCUUAUGAUUAAAAUGCCUGUACAUACCGGCGUUUCAGUUUGUUUGCAUUUUCUCUCAAUCGAUAGUAUUAUUUCUCUUCCAAGUGGAGAAAAUAAGAAAUAAAGUAUCCUAUGCUCGUGUUGUGUAGUUAACGCAGUAGAAAUAACCGCCUUAACCAGCUUUAAACUGAAACAUCUGUAAGUUUGAACUUCAUUUGAGCUCUAGCGGGCGUUGGUCGGUGGGUUCAUUUAUUCUCAUAAACACUGGAUGUAGAUGAAGCCAGAGGAAUCACAAAUCCUUUCUACAGCCUCCCACAGUAACGCCCGAACGCCUUGGUUCUCAUCUUAAGUUCUGACAAACGGAGAGGAAACCGAACGGCUCUGAGGGUCACACCACUCGGGUUCUGCUUUCACCCGCCCGCUUUUUGAAUGCUUCGAUAUUUCACACGUCUUUUGCAUGUCUGUGUCCGCGCCAGGAUCGCUUCGGCUCCGCUUCAGCACCGCCUGCCAGAACCGAACCGGAGUCGGUUUGGAGUUAUGCCAAAAGUUAUUGUUUGCCUGUAAAAUAACUUCCUUCACAUUUUCUGCUCCGUGCCGUUAAUCCGUUGUUUGCAUCAGCUUGUCAACAAUGCAGAGCGCCUGGUGGUUCUGUUGUGGUUCUUAUGAGUUCACACGGCAAGCAACAUGUUUAAUGAGUCCAGGACAGACGUGGGUGGAGGUAGCGGCUGGAGCGCGCGUCUUCCAGUGGGAAUAUUUAGCGGUUUCCACUCCUCGUGUCACAUAAAGAUUGUAUGCCAUCAUCUGUAUCACUGUCAUUUUAAUUCUGGGUGUUUUUCCAGGGCAAAAAAACUAUUUCAUCACUUUUUUUUUUUUUGCAAAAAAAAUCAUUGUUAGGUAAUGGGAUUUUAGUCUCCUCAGUCGGCCUCUGUCACUUUAAAUUAAGCUGCUGCUGACCACGCCCCCCAACUCAAUGUUUACACUCGCAGCUGAAAUUGGCUGCAAACAGAGGAGCAAUUAUACAACUAUACAUCUUUGAAAAGCAUUAGUAGAGCCUCCUGCAUAACCAACAAGAACACAGCAAAUGGUUUCUGGGUGGUAAGUCAACAACAAAACACUUCUGUUCUUAUACAGCAGUAAAACUAACUGACCAAACAUUCUGGAGCUCAGUUUUGGGUUGCUAGGUAACGGGCUGAGUUCCGCUGUGGUUGCUAGGUAACAGGGCGGUGCCUGCUGAUUGGUGACAUUACAUUCUGGAGAUUUUUGAAACGGCUAAUUUUCCAGACACCAAACAACAUGAACGUAUCGCCAAAAACAGCUGAGUGGUUUUGUUUUAAGUGCUUGGGCUGUUAGAAGCUGUAGAAACCCAAGUGGAAAUGCAAAAACGUGCAAAAUAUGAUUUUUGCAUAAUGCGGCCCCUUUAAACAUCAACCGCAAUUAAUGGAUUUUGUGGGGGGAAGAAGGAAAAAAAAAAUUAAAGUUUGAGUUUAUGGAAUUUAUCUAAUGCAGAUGGCAAAAUCAUGAAUAUAUGCUCAAAUAUUUAAAAUCAUGUAAAAACAACAAAUUAAUCCCACUAAAUAUCUUGGGCCUUUAGGAAUCCCAAGACAAAUUAGCUCCAAUCGUCAUCAUGCUCAAAAUGCUCAAGAUUUUGGAAAUAAAAUCUUUUUUUAGGAUUUUCCCUCGGUAAGCUAAAGGUUUUUCAUAUAGCCCCAUAGGCAUUAAGACCUAACCUGACAAAAUGUUAGAGGUAGUGAUAUGACUUUAAUGAGCAUAAGAAUGUCUUAGGCAGAGAAGAUGGCAGAAAGGAGAAAUAUUCUUUGUGAAAUGGAGAGAUCUCUGCCAGCAGCAGGCUCUGCUCCGACUGUUUGGUUUUUCCAUUACUUCCCUAUUUUGUGGUAAUUUCUUCACAUUAAAACAAGUUUAAACAAACAGCCAAUCCCAGUGAACUGCUGGCAGCUGAGCACCCACAUGCAAUAAAUUCAAACACUCCCUUCCUGUUUUUAUUUUAGAAGUAGUGAAGUGGUGUCACUUGACUGUAGAAGAAGAAAAUUUCAAAUAAUCAACAGCUGAAAAUCUCUAAAACUGACUAAAUCCCUCAAUCGCCUCUAUAUAAAGUUGGCAGCUCAGACAAUUUGUUCUGAUUGACUUUUUGUCAGACCAUCAGACUCACAGUUAGUCUGAUAAUCACUGAUAUAAUUAAUGAAAUACAGUUUUAAUCAGAACUAACUAUUCAACCCUCUUAGCUCAAAAGACGUUACAGUGAAGUGGAGAAAAGAUAAUGGCAAUAAACAACAAAAUAUACAAGAAAAAUGUUAAUGCAUCACCCAGAUCAGCCAUAAAAUUAGCAUUUAAGCUAGCAUGAGCAUUUUAGCUACGUUUAUCUUUUUGCAAACCGAAUAGGGAAUGCUACUGUAGGCCAAUAUUUCAGUGAUAGCCCUCAUGCUAACAUCAGCAAUUUAGUUAAAAUGAUCAUUUGAUCUAUUUAUGAUAAGCCCAACACACUGAAUGGAGUGAGUUCAUGUUGGUCAACAUGCGAGAUUUAGCCCAUUUGCUUUUAAUAACAUUUACACAGCUAACAUUGGCUUUUUAGCUAGUUUUGACCUACCACCUCUGUCUUCUGCUGACUUUAUUUAUUAUAUGUUUUUCCAGUUCAUUAGUAUAAAUACAUAUCAGUCAAAAUCGCUGAACGUUUUGGACUGAAAACUGCUUUUCGAGUUCCUGUUUGGGGAACUGAGUGUUGCUUGCGGUGUGUCCUCAUAUCUACCACUAGUUGUGACUUUUAAGCAUUUCAUUGUAUUUUAUAAAUGUGAAUCACAUCAGCUGUGCGAUAGCUUUAAAAUAUCAUCGUCAUGCAUGAAGACAGCAUUCAGGCUUUUUAUGUUGGGGAUUUGAAGCUGAGGUUUGUCUCAAAGGAACGGAUUGAAAUGCAUUCUUUAACCUUUCCCCGUCUGCGCUAAUGAAAUGUUCGCAGCCCUAGAAAAGAACAGUUGGGUUAGCUGCAGCUGGGAGUUUCAUUUCUUUGGCUUUUUCACCGGACGUGUACAUAUUAGUUACACACAUUUCGUGUGCUCGAUUUAAUAAGUCACAUAUAAAUCACCACUAUGUUCACUCUGUAUGCUGACGACACUGUUUUGUGUUUGUGUAAACUGGAUGGGUGGGGGUAGGGCAACGGGGGCUGAUUAGGUUAGAUGUUUCACGGUCUGGUGUCUGAAUAAAAUAAAAAAAGACAAAUAUCUGACUGGUUAUUGUUGCUUUAUGGAUCACAGAGCAGAUACCACUUCAUCUGUUAGGCUGCAACUUUGUGAUUUGUAUUCUACAGUGAGCACUGUUUUUGCUUCCAUGACCAAUGGCAGCUUCCACUUAGAUCCAGUUUUAAGACAUAAAGUCGUCAAUACAGGAACUGACGGGGAUGUUGCUUCUUCCUUAAGGCCGAUUUGUUGAUUUUGACUUUUUUGUACUCCUAAAAACAUGAAAGAUACCAUUUGUGUGUGUCGAAUUAAUCAGAGAUUGGAGUAAAUGACACAUAAGGUUUUGACUUAUUUUUCUGGAUAUUCCCUGUAAAUUAAAAGAAAAAGACAUAAAGAACGCACAUAUGUUGUAACUGAGGUAGUUUCCUGCACAUUGGAUCCCUUUGAUAAUGUCCUGUCUCAGGUUCGUGUGUUGCUGACCGAUGUGACUGCAUCUCAGGUAGAAUGCAAAGUUUAGGCCCCACCUGUCGACAACAUAAAGGCAUGUACAAAUGCGUUCAUCAAGUCCGGAAGUGCAAACACAUUCUUUUUAGGUCCAGAACUGGUGAGACGUUCUGCAUAUACAAUAUGUUGUACAUGUUUUAUGUAUUUUUUCUUAAUAUUUGGUGCACUGUUUAAAAAAAAAAGAAAAAAAAGUGUUAAGUAUUGCUUUUCUUUGACAUAUUAUACGUUUAUUGGAAUGAAGCAGGAUCAGAAACGUGUCGUGGCUGUACUACUGUCACUUUGAACGCUCCACCGCCUUUUCAAACUCCUUUGAUUCCCCAAGAAAAAAAGAAAAUGAUUUGAUUGUUCCACCCGGUUCUUGUUUUCAGAUUGUUCUUUUUGUCUCUCUGCUGUACUUGAGAAAAAUGUAAUGUGUAUUAAUGGAGAACAGGAGUUCCACAUUCCCAUACACAUUUUGUAUUGGUUCAUAAAUAGACAUUUUUACAAAACAAUGAAGAGUUCUUGUCUUAAUAAAAGAGAAAAGAUAUUAAUGUCCAAAAUAA
This is a messenger RNA of Xiphophorus couchianus (Monterrey platyfish), 7271 nucleotides long. RefSeq names its product cell adhesion molecule 1a (gene cadm1a). The transcript has 12 exons. Bases 139 to 1470 code for a protein of 443 amino acids. Gene Ontology annotation, cellular component: neuron projection; plasma membrane; synapse. NCBI's taxonomy places the organism in Eukaryota, Metazoa, Chordata, Actinopteri, Cyprinodontiformes, Poeciliidae. Gene Ontology annotation, biological process: detection of stimulus; cell recognition; susceptibility to natural killer cell mediated cytotoxicity. The record is from RefSeq and is a predicted model, not a curated record. Gene Ontology annotation, molecular function: signaling receptor binding.